Messenger RNA from Penicillium waksmanii, 1707 nucleotides. RefSeq lists its product as uncharacterized. The record is from RefSeq and is a predicted model, not a curated record. Gene Ontology annotation, molecular function: oxidoreductase activity, acting on the CH-OH group of donors, NAD or NADP as acceptor. Bases 1 to 1707 code for a protein of 568 amino acids. The transcript is spliced from 7 exons. Lineage: Eukaryota; Fungi; Ascomycota; Eurotiomycetes; Eurotiales; Aspergillaceae.
AUGCAUGCGUCAGUCGCUUUCAAAAUAUUUGCAGCCCUUUCUAGCUUUCUCGUUGUCUACUAUAUCCACUCCAAAAUUUCAGAGAAAGUUCUGAGCAACUACCAAGUCAGCGAGCCAUGGGUUUCGGAGAGCGAGAUGGUUCUUUUGACAGGAGGCAACGGAGGAAUCGGAAAACAAAUAAUGGAAGACCUUUCCGAAAGGGGCGUUCGUGUCGUGAUUCUCGAUAUUCAGCGACCAACAGAAAAGCUUCCGAAAAACGUAAUUUUCUACGAAACAGACAUCACGUCCGCAGCGUCUCUCUCCGAAGUGGCCACAUUCAUUCGAAAGACACACGGAGACCCCACGAUUAUCGUCAAUAAUGCCGGCGUCUUUUACCACGGUAGUAUCCUCGAAAAGUCAGAAAUUGAGCUGCGUCGGACAUUUGACGUCAACACGAUCUCGCAUUUUCUGAUCAUGAAGGAAUUCCUGCCUGCGUUGAUUCGUAAGAAUAAGGGCCAUGUUAUUACAAUGGCAAGUAUUGCAAGCUUUGUUGCUGUUGGCGAGAUGGUAGAUUAUUGCUGUUCCAAGGCCAGCGCACUCUCCUUCCACGAAGGCCUUCGGCAGGAAUUGAAACUUUGGUACGAUGCGCCAAAUGUGCGAACCAGUAUUGUUCAUCCUCUCUGGGUCAAGACCCCUAUGAUUAAGGGUUUCACAGAAUACCAAGGAGAGUUUGGCCAGCAGCUUAUGAGCCCGAAGGUCGUUUCGGAGGCGGUCUUAGAGCAUAUUUUCGAACGGAAAAGCGGCCAGAUUGUGCUUCCUCGACAUCUAAGGGUCGCUGGCUCACUGAGGGCUUUUCCGCUAUGGCUGCAAGAGCCAUCAAUAUUACAACCUGCAAUCAUGGUUCCGUAUCAUUACACAGAUAUCAAAGUUGAAGUCAAGGGUCAGAUCGGGAUUAUCAAAUUCAAUCGCCCCAAAUCUCUGAAUUCAUUUGGAGGCAAUCUCCUCGUAGAUACUUUGCACGCGGUGCGAGAGCUCGAAGAGAAUCCAACCACUGUGUUCACCGUCUUGACGGGAGAAGGUCGCUUCUUCUCGGCUGGUGCUGACGUGCGAGGUUCGCGGCCACUUGACGAAGGGGCGGAUCGCCUAACGAAAGUUCAACUGAAACUCGCCCACCUCGAACGUUUUUCAUUGGUAAUCGAGCUGCUCAAAUCACUCAUCGACCACAAAAAAGUAUUUGUCUUGGCCUUGAACGGCCCUGGUGUUGGAGGAGGUGCAGCUUGGUUCCAAGGAAUCGCUGACAUUGUCCUUGCUGCUGAAAACACAUAUCUUCAGGUACCCUUUAAUUCGUUAGCUUUGGUUCCAGAGGCAGGAUCUGCGACCAACUUCGCCAGACAUAUUGGUGUUCUUCGCGCGAACGACUUCCUCAUGUUUGGACGAAAGUUAACUGUGCAAGAGUUGGAAAGUUGGGGCUUGGUCAACAGAGUGUUUCCCGUUGAAGGCUUCCAUGAUUCAGUCGUCCAAUUUCUGGAGAAACAGCUUGAGAUCAAUGAUGGUGCUAGUAUGAUGGAGACGAAGCGGCUGCAGAAUAUUCCCCUUAGGAGUGAACGGGUCCUGGCCAUUUAUAAUGCCACCGAUGCGCUCUCAGAAAGACUUGCAAGUGGAGCGCCAGCUGCAAGGUUCAAGUCAAAGAAGGCCGAGCUUGAAGCAAAAUCCAAAUCAAGACUUUGA